This is a messenger RNA of Daldinia loculata, 1446 nucleotides long. RefSeq names its product 39S mitochondrial ribosomal protein L46-domain-containing protein. Gene Ontology annotation, molecular function: structural constituent of ribosome. Bases 306 to 1337 code for a protein of 343 amino acids. The transcript is spliced from 4 exons. The record is from RefSeq and is a predicted model, not a curated record. Lineage: Eukaryota; Fungi; Ascomycota; Sordariomycetes; Xylariales; Hypoxylaceae. Gene Ontology annotation, cellular component: mitochondrial large ribosomal subunit.
AAGAUCGAUUGUUGGGAUUCCCCCAGACAAAUGACGACUACCCUUGAACCUAAGCCCCACCUUCCACCCAGCCACCACGCGGCUACUAGCCUAGGUACCUAAGGAAUGGAUCUCCGACGCAUCCGUGCGCGUCCCGACUCCCGUGCAGUCUGUACUGUACGUUUUCAGCCAUACCUAUAUAGACAGGGGUCCAUGAAAAAAGUCGAAUAUCUCCAAGUAGUCGCGCGACCUGAAAAUAAUCGCCAGCAACUGCAGAACCUCUGCCAUUGACGCUGGGAGAGGUACUGUAAUCGCUGCCCCUGACUAUGGCAGCUUCAAGUAGAGGUGGCAAUGCUGCCGCCGCUUUAUUACGAAAAGGACAAUCCAGCAUAUGCGCCAGCUGCAGGAAUGCUCAAUUCCGAUCGUACUCUGCCAACGCCGAGGCCGCCGCGGUAGCUGAAGCUCACCAUCUUAAGCCGACGGAAUCACAACCACAUCCACCCUUCACAGCGUCCCGCAAAGCAGAAUACCGCAUAAAAUCCGGCAUCAUCCUAACCCGGGCACCUCUACUAACCCGCGCCCUCACUCCCUUCGAGAACGCUUUCUACUUCUACCAGAAACGACUGAACGAGCGAUUGGUGUUGCCUUUCCGGCACACUCUCUUCUUCAAGAAGGACACGGCGGCCGACCUCGAUUGGCGAAUCAAAUUCGAAGAGCGGGGCCGGAUAGCGGCGAAGGAGCUGGGCAGAUACUACGCCAAGGGUCGCAACGCGUGGAACGACGAGUUGUUGGUGGGGAGCACAUUGAGCAAUGAGGAGAGGAUACGAGAGAUCUUGCUCAAGGAUGCCGAAAACCGGGUAACUGAGGAUGGCGAGGAAGCUGACCCGGAUGAGGUCCUGCCUGUCGAACAACCGAUGGACAGGAUCACGGAGGCUGAUAAGACGAAUGACGUGAGGCGACUGGACCGCAAGCUGGACCGGACUCUCUACUUGCUUGUUCAGAGUAGCGAUGGGAAAUGGCAGUUCCCGUCAGAGGAUGUGCCGACAGAUGAGCAUUUACACGAGACCGCGGCAAGAGUCUUAACGUCUGCGGCGGGUGUCAACAUGAACACCUGGUUAGUAGGCCGCGUGCCUGUUGCCCAUCUAGUUACACAGCCCGAGUUCAACGAGGAUACGUCCCUCAAGCAGAGAGGCGAGAAGGUAUUCUUCCUGAAGGGGAGGAUCAUGGCCGGCCAGGCGGACCUGAAGGGCAAUAAGUUGGGACUACAAGAUUUCAACUGGCUCACAAAGGAGGAGUUACAAGAGAAGCUACCAGAGGAGUACUUCCACUCCGUAAGGAAUAUGAUGGCGGAUCGGUAGAACGGGUAGACAUCACGAUACGAAGCCUCUGUAGUCUACGACCGUCAAUGUAAAGACAGUGUACUAUAUUAUACCUUACGUAGAAAUAAAUCGUCCCCGUAUAUUGCUA